Musca vetustissima is the source of this 657-nucleotide messenger RNA. Its product is annotated as adult-specific cuticular protein ACP-20-like. The transcript is spliced from 2 exons. NCBI's taxonomy places the organism in Eukaryota, Metazoa, Arthropoda, Insecta, Diptera, Muscidae. The record is from RefSeq and is a predicted model, not a curated record. Gene Ontology annotation, cellular component: extracellular matrix. The coding region runs from base 1 to 657 and encodes 218 amino acids.
AUGAAAUUCUUAAGCAUUGGAUCCUUGUUGGCUUUGUCCGGUUUAGCAGCCGCCGGAAAUUUGCACCAUGGCGGAGCCAGCAGUUAUAGCACAGUGGUCGAACAUGGCCAUAGUUAUGGGCAUGGCGGCUCAGGACAUGGUAUUGAAAGCGGUCAUGGUUGGUCUGGACAUGGAAUUGCUAGUUAUGGCCAUGGUGGUGCUGGUGAAGCCAGCAGCUAUGCCUCCGUUGUCAAACAUGACGAUAGUCAUGGUCAUGGUGUUGAAAGCGGUCAUGGUUGGUCCGGACAUGGAUACGCUUCUUAUGGUCACGGCGGUUCCGGUUAUAGCCACGGUGGUGCUGAUCAUGAUUAUGGCCAUGAUUAUCACUCAUAUCCCCAAUAUGAAUUUUCAUAUGGAGUUAAGGACUCAAAUACUGGUGAUAUGAAAGAUCAAUGGGAACAUAGAGAUGGUGAUCAUGUUAAGGGCAGCUACACCGUGAAGGAAGCUGAUGGCACCACCCGUGUUGUUGACUACCAUGCCGAUGGCCACCAUGGUUUCCAUGCUGUUGUCAAGAAGUUAGGUCAUGCCCAUCAUCCAGAGACUUACCAUCAUCAUGGUGAUUAUGCUGGUCAUGGUUAUGGACAUGCCACCAGUUAUGCUAAAGUAAAGGUACAUUGA